Echinococcus granulosus is the source of this 1926-nucleotide messenger RNA. Its product is annotated as Chromobox protein. Bases 1 to 1926 code for a protein of 641 amino acids. The transcript is spliced from 5 exons. The record is from RefSeq and is a predicted model, not a curated record. NCBI's taxonomy places the organism in Eukaryota, Metazoa, Platyhelminthes, Cestoda, Cyclophyllidea, Taeniidae.
AUGAAUCGCAGUAGAAGUCGCAAUUCAGGUAUCUACACUGUCGAAAAAUUGCUCGAUCGACGGGUUAGAAUGAACAAAGUAGAAUACCUCGUCAAAUGGAAGAAUUGGAAUGACAAACAUAACACCUGGGAGCCGGAGAAAAAUAUUCUGGACAAAUCACUCAUUGAAAAUUAUCAGAGAGCAGAGGCUAGGAAACGGAAAGCGAAUACAACUGCAAGUAGUAGACCUCAGAGUCCAUCCACAGAGAGUAAAAAGGCCAAAGCUGCCGGGGGAACUGCACCAGAUAAUGCUAGCUUAAAUGAACCCCUGACAAUUAACGUCUCGGUGACAAAGAAUUCCCUUCCAGCGGCUCAUUCUGGAUCCAGUUCUGUUGAUGCUGCUACCACCUCUUCUGUUGGAUCUCCUCGUAAUUCCACUUUUGAUAAUGCUAACACCAGCAAUACCAACAACGACACCUGCGAAUGGCGGAUGGAUAGCCGGUUAAGGCCAACAACUCUAUUGGUCACAGCAGCUUCUGCUUCGGCUGCGAACACGAGAAUGGCUGCAAAGGCUCCAUCGUCUGAACAUGGGAGUCGAAGGAGCAUGUCUCCUCAGUUUCCACCAAAACCGGUUGAACAACCUCGGAUUCGACUAAAAAUUCCGCGCGAACGUAUUCUUUCCAUGCAUUCAACUGGUGAAGACGAGGAAGACGAUGAGGAGGAGGAAGACGAUGAUGAUGAGAGUGAUGAAAGCCCCUCAUCUAGCGGCGAUUCCGUUAUCGAAGAAAUUGAACUUCCACGUCGAGAAAGGCUUUCAACAAAUGAGCCAGAAUUUGUUGUCAUUCCGAAGCAAUUAGACGUUCCUACAAUCAAAGCAUUCUCCUCAGAUUCAUUAAUGCAUCCUCCUAUAGACUUAAAGCUUCAAUCAAAGCGGUUUAUUGGGAACUGUGAUAAGAGUUCAGUGGUGAAUAGGAAGGGUAAAGGGAGGAAGAAGAGGCAUAAUGAGGAAUGCCGUUCUUCCUCGUCUUCCUCUCCUGGAAGCGACAGUAGUCCGCGACGAUUGGCUCCCCUUCGCAUUCACCUGUCUCGAAAUGGAACUUCAGCGGCCUUUUUAGCUACCCCACUGUCAGUUGCAUCGUAUCCUGCGUCUUCUGCCUCUACCCUUGUGUCACCUCCCCCACCGUCGCUAGAAAGGGACAUUUCAAUCACCGAUGUAACAGUUGGAGGGCUAACGGUAACCAUUAAGGAGUGUUCCACAUCAAAAAACUUUUUUGGAAUUCCUACCUCUCAGGUAGUUGCAAACUCAAGACCUCCAUUGGCUCCUCGUCCAAUUGUAGAGGAGCUAGAAUCAAUGGUUUCCAAGCCCCCAACUUCCAAACCAUCCGCUGAGGUACCAGUGGAUGAAAACAGCGAACCACAGAUGAUCGAUGUUGUGGAGGAAGCUCCUAAAGUCCGUAAGACAAAGUCUUCCAACCCGGUGAGGGUGUGUGUUCUUGCCGACACAGUCCCUCCACCAAGCAGGAGCAUUGAUGACAGCGUCUAUGCCUUCCACGGCGAUGAUUCCCCCCCUCCUCCGUCCCCACCACCAAAAGCUGUGACGGAACCAACUCAGGUAUCCCCACCACCACCACCACCGCCACAACCAGAACCAGCUAAGCCACCCCCUCCUCCACCUCUACUCCAACUUCCAACCCUGCCUCCGAUGGCAUCUUCUUGGGAGACGUACUUUAAGGCAAUUGGUCUGUUCCCCCAAACAGAACUUUUGAAUCCACCACCUCUUUUGAGUGUGCCGUCGACGGGGGGAAUGUAUCCGAACCCUUUUGUGCCUCCUCCAUCCACUCAUCUGCAACACCUCCCCCCUCCGCCCCAACUACUUGCUAUGCCUCCAGGCAGUGCGAUCAUGGACGAGAUGCAGCCAAUUGAUUUAUCAACGGGUUCUAGACGUUGA